CCAGCAGACCAUGCGUCUAGGUCGUUGUCAGCAGCUCAACUUCUAAAGUCCACAUGGUUCACUGGACCAUCCUUCAUCCACCGUUUUUCUGCAGGAAAAGCACAAGUAAGUAAGACAUUUGACUUAAUUGAACCGGACAAAGACUCAGAGAUCAGGCCACAGGUCAAAACUUACGCCACUCACCUCCAAGCACUCAGCAGCAAACGUUUCGAGCGCUUUUCCACCUUUAAGUCCUUAGUCAGAGCUAUGGCAAAUCUUAUCCACAUCGCAAAAUCCUUCAACGGCACCAACCUAAACAGCGAGUGCAAAGGCUGGCAUAGAUGUCAACUGCCUUGUACACCCAAUGAGAUGGCUCAGGCAAGAAACAUCAUCCUCAAAGAGACUCAAAAGGCCUGCUUUGAAAAAGAACAUUCCACCCUUAGUGCCAGCAAACCUAUCCCAAAACAGAGCCCUCUACAAAAGCUCAGCCCAGUCUUACAAAACGGUCUUAUUUCUGUUGGUGGCCGACUCAAACACUCUGAGAUUGAGAAUGUUGAAAAAAGCCCAGUAAUUCUUCCCAAAGACCACCACGUCUCUCUUCUGCUCACUCGUCACCACCACGAUCUAGUGAAGCACCAAGGCCGUCACCUGACAGAAGGAGCGAUUAGGGCUGCAGGGCUGUGGCUCUUAGGCGGCAAAAGACUAGUCAACUCGGUAAUACACAAAUGUAUAACCUGCCGCAAACUACGCGGAAAACAAGAACAACAACGCAUGGCGGAUUUACCACCCGAGCGCCUCAAAACGUGUCCUCCAUUCUCUUACGUCGGCCUUGAUGUUUUUGGGCCUUGGACUAUAACAACGAGACGUACUAGGGGUGGACAAGCCGAAAGCAAGCGGUGGGCAAUCAUGUUUACCUGCAUGAGUUCGAGAGCCGUGCAUAUUGAGGUAAUCGAAUCUCUAGACACAUCUAGCUGCAUAAACGCCCUCCGCCGCUUCUUUGCACUAAGAGGACCUGCAAAACAGCUGCUAUCUGAUCGUGGCACCAAUUUUAUUGGAGCUUCAAAGGAACUAGGAAUGGACACAUCACUGCAAAAGUAUCUAACAGACCAAGGUUGCAGCUGGGAGUUCAAUCCGCCACACGCCUCCCACAUGGGAGGCUCUUGGGAACGCAUGAUCGGCGUCGCCCGCAGAAUCCUGGACUCUAUGCUACUUCAAAAUAAGGUACAACUGACUCACGAAGUACUAUGUACCCUCAUGGCCGAAAUUACAGCCAUCAUAAAUGCCAGGCCGCUUCUCCCAGUGUCCUCUGAUCCAGAGAACCCUUUUAUCCUUUCCCCCUCCAUGCUCCUUACGCAGAAAUCUUGCCUUUUACCCCCAUCUGGAGAUUUCCUGGACAAAGACAUUUACACCAAACAAUGGAGACAAGUCCAGGCUCUUGCCAAUCAGUUCUGGACACGCUGGAGGCAAGAGUAUUUGCCCACAUUACAACAGAGGCAGAAAUGGACUGUAACUUACAGGAACCUACAGGUCGGUGACCUAGUUCUGCUUAAGGACAAGCAGGUCGGUCGUAACCACUGGCCCAUGGCGAGGGUCACUGCCACAUUCCCAGGAAAGGACGGUCGAGUAAGAAAGGUCGAGGUAAAGGCAUGGGACCAAGGCUGUGUAAAGACUUUUAUGCGACCAGUUACAGAAGUUAUUCUUCUCAUCCCAAAGGACUGAAUGUAUAAUGUUUUGUUUAGAAUAGUGGCCUCAAAGAGGCCAGGCGGGGAGUGUGCUGCCUUUAAGGCUUUUCUUUAAAUAAAUAAGUUGGUGUUAAAAAAGUUGAUAGCUU
Molecule: messenger RNA, 1810 nt
Organism: Melanotaenia boesemani (Boeseman's rainbowfish)
Lineage: Eukaryota; Metazoa; Chordata; Actinopteri; Atheriniformes; Melanotaeniidae
Exons: 1
Coding region: 247-1698 (483 amino acids)
Biological process (GO): DNA integration
Molecular function (GO): nucleic acid binding
Source: RefSeq, a predicted model, not a curated record